GCUUUUUCUCAGCAUCAGCUCUUACCUACUCUGCAAAACAACAAGCAGUUUCUCAGCAGCCCAGCAAAAGAACAUCCAUCAUGGCAGCAAAGAAGAUUCUCAUCAUUCUCUCCGACGCCAACUCUUUCCCUCUCCACAACACCGGAACAGAGGGCAAGACCAUUCAGCAGCCCUCAGGCUUCUUCCUGAUGGAGCUCGCCAAGCCUCUGCAGAAGAUCCUCGACAGUGGCUACGAAGUAACUUUCGCAUCACCAAAGGGCAACGAGCCCAAGCCGGACCCCAACAGCGAGUCGCUCCUCGCAUUCGCGGGCAACUUCUACGAGCGCCAGCGCGAAAACGACCUCAUUGAGCGCAUGAAGAAGGAGAACGGCUUCACCAGCCCCAGGAAAUUCGGCGAUCUCAGCGAUGAAGAGCUCAAGGGAUUUUCAGGCGUGUUCAUUCCCGGCGGUCAUGCGCCCCUGGCCGACCUUGGCGACAAUGCCGAGCUUGGUCGCAUUUUAGACCAUUUCCACUCCCAGCACAAGCCCACUGCUGCCAUCUGCCAUGGCCCGUAUGCUUUCUUGUCCACGAAGUACGGACCCAAGGGCCAGUUUGCGUACAAGGGUUACAAGCUCACCAGCUGGUCUGAUGCCGAAGAGAAGUUCAUGGAAACCAUUUUCCGCGGCGAGGUCGAGAAAGUGGAGAGUGUUUUGAGAGAGAACGGAGCGGAGAUGAUCGAGGGUCCCGGCGAGAAAAUCGGUAACAUCACUAUUGACCGUGAAGUCGUGUCUGGUGGUAACCCUAUGGCGGCCGAUGCGCUUGGUAGCAAGUUUUUGGAGAUGCUGAAGGCAUAAGAAAAUGGCUGGACAAACUUGAUGAUUGACGAAUGAUGAAUUGUCGUUGAAUCGACUAUGAUAUUACUAUGAAAGAAAAUACUUCUUCUUGCCUUGAGGCC
Messenger RNA from Aplosporella prunicola CBS 121167, 934 nucleotides. RefSeq lists its product as uncharacterized. The record is from RefSeq and is a predicted model, not a curated record. Lineage: Eukaryota; Fungi; Ascomycota; Dothideomycetes; Botryosphaeriales; Aplosporellaceae. The transcript has a single exon. The coding region runs from base 81 to 833 and encodes 250 amino acids.